AUGGCUCCCAAAAUUGCCAUCAUUUAUUACUCCAUGUACGGCCAUGUUGCCCAACUUGCCCAAGCCGAGAAGAAGGGUAUCGAAGAGGCCGGCGGCACUGCUGAUAUCUACCAAAUCGAAGAGACCCUCCCCCAAGAAGUCCUGACCAAAAUGCACGCGCCGGGCAUGAACAAGGAUAUCCCCGUCGUCACCCCCGAGAUCUUGCUGAAGUACGACGCUUUCCUCUUUGGCAUCGCCACCCGUUAUGGCACAUACUCUGCGCAAUGGAAGACCUUCAUCGAUAGACUCGGCGGACAUUGGCAGACCGGCGCGCUGUUUGGAAAAUACUUUGGCUUGUUCAUCAGCACAGCUACCAUGGGUGGUGGGCAAGAGACCACAGCCAUCACGGCCCUCUCGUCCUGGAUUCACCAGGGCAUGGUCUAUGUUCCUUUGGGAUAUGCUAAAGCGUUCCCCAUCAUGGCCGAUCUCAGCGCCGCUCGUGGCGGUAGCCCAUGGGGCGCAGGAACAUUCGCCGCCGGUGACGGCUCCAGACAGCCCUCAGCUCCCGAGCUGGAGCUCGCUACGAUCCAGGGCAAGUCAUUCUAUGAGCAACUCAGCAAGGUCAAUUUUGCGUGA
Molecule: messenger RNA, 615 nt
Organism: Cladophialophora psammophila CBS 110553
Lineage: Eukaryota; Fungi; Ascomycota; Eurotiomycetes; Chaetothyriales; Herpotrichiellaceae
Product: NAD(P)H:quinone oxidoreductase, type IV
Exons: 3
Coding region: 1-615 (204 amino acids)
Molecular function (GO): FMN binding; NAD(P)H dehydrogenase (quinone) activity
Source: RefSeq, a predicted model, not a curated record